ACAAUAAAAACAUUAAAAGUAGAUUUAACAUGUUCUAACGGUUUCAAUAUAUAUUUCUUUAUUCAUAAAUCACACGUUGAAAGCUUCGGGAAGGACGGCACUGGGUGCUCAGGUGUUUCCUACCUGCUCCUUCAGCCCUUGAGAAAUAACCCGAGAGAGAAAAGUCGACUUACCUGUAGCCCGGGUUCUGGCAUCUCUCACUCGCGCUCUGUCUUCUGUUACCUGCACCGACUUGAAAGUCCAGUUUCACAAGGAAGAACCGCGGAGGAAGAGAAAUAUGUCACAGGAGACAGACAGUAAGAGGCUGGUUGUAGUGGUGCCCAAUGAGCCGUCCUUCCAUUCGCGUCGGGCCUACACCAGUGAGGAUGAGGCCUGGAGGUCUUACCUGGAGAAUCCUCUUACUGCGGCCACCAAAGCCAUGAUGAGCAUCAAUGGAGAUGAAGACAGUGCUGCCGCCCUGGGGCUCCUCUAUGAGUACUACAAGGUGCCCAAAGAUAAGAGAGUUUUGCCCAUCAGCAAAGUGGUUGAAAUUUCAGAGGAGCCAGAAAAGAGAAACACUACAGUGGGAAGCAGCAGUCAGAUAGAGCCGGAGACAGUGGAUAAUCGCGUCCAGGUCCUGAAAUCAGUGCCUGUUAAUCUGUCGCUCAACACGGAUCACCAGGACACCAAACGGGAGCAGUACAGCGUGUCUGCGGGAGAGAGCGGGACCGCUGCGGUGGUGAAGGCUGAGGCGUACACUCCUGUUUUCAUGGCUUCGGGGGUUCACUACAGGACAGAAGGAGAGGAACCGAUGCGGGUCAUCUGUGAGCAGGCCCACUCGUUCGACACCUCGACUGUAUGUCACAGUGGAUACGGGAAGGAUGACCAUCGCAGCAGUCCAGAUAGCACCUAUGAGGAAGACAGCAAUGAAAAGUACCGCCCAUCAUCGCUUGGAGCUGAUGACUUCAUAUUUGACCAGCCAGAAAUGUUAGACACCUUCCAGUACACACUUGAGGCCAGCAGGUCGUUGCGGCAGAAGCAGGGUGAAGGGCCUAUGACCUACCUGAACAAAGGCCAGUUCUAUGCUAUUACACUGAAUGAGACAAGUGCCAAUAAACGCCUCCGACAUCCCAUCAGCAAAGUGAGGAGUGUCGUCAUGGUUGUAUUCAGUGAAGAUAAGAACCGUGAUGAGCAGCUCAAGUACUGGAAGUAUUGGCACUCUCGCCAGCACACGGCAAAGCAGAGGGUUCUGGACAUCGCUGACUACAAAGAGAGCUUCAACACAAUUGGGAAUAUUGAAGAAAUCGCUUACAACGCUGUGUCCUUUACCUGGGACGUGAAUGAGGAGGCCAAGAUCUUCAUCACGGUGAACUGUCUGAGCACAGAUUUCUCCUCUCAGAAGGGGGUGAAGGGUCUUCCUCUGAUGAUACAGAUUGACACCUACAGCUACAACAACCGCAGCAACAAACCCCUGCACAGAGCCUACUGUCAGAUCAAGGUCUUCUGUGAUAAGGGAGCGGAGAGGAAGAUCAGAGAUGAGGAGAGGAAACAGAACCGCAAGAAGACAAAAGGAAAGGAUGGAGGCGUCGGGGCGGUUUCUGUCCCGAAAAAAUGUGACGCCACCUUCUUUAAAACUAUGACUGAUCUGGAUGCCCAGCCGGUUCUCUUCAUCCCGGACGUGCACUUUGGGAACUUACAGAGGGCAGGCCAGGUGUUUGCAUUUAAUACAGAGGAAAUUGAACGCGAAGGAAGUGUGCUGGUGAAGAGGAUGUUCCGGCAGUCUGAGGAUGACUUCUGUCCACCGCCCCAUAAACAGCUCAGAGAGGAGACACAGAAGAGAGUGCUCCUGUACGUGAGGAAGGAGUCGGAUGAGGUGUUCGAUGCUCUGAUGCUGCGGUCGCCCACUCUCAGGGGACUCAUGGAUGCAAUUUCAGAGAAGUACGGUGUUCCCAUUGAUAGAAUGGCCAAGAUUUACAAGAAGAGCAAGAAAGGGAUGCUGGUGAACUUGGACGACAAUAUCAUCGAGCACUACUCUAACGAGGACACAUUUAUCCUGAGUAUCGAGAACUACGCAGAUGCUUACAAAAUCACAUUAACGGAAAUAUGAACAGCAGCACAUGCAUUUCUAACAUUCAGUAUGUUUAAGCUAAAAGACUUGUUACUUGGACUCCAGCCUGGUCAGAUUCAACAUCAACUGUCCAUAAAUUGAAUUGACAUCAACUAAAGCUGACAUACCUCAUUUUUAAGACACCUCAAGUAUGAUUUUUAAUGGUCAAUUAGGAGUUUCGGUUCAUCCCAAACAUGUCCACAAUUUCACUGUUCUGCUGUGGAUGGAAAGUAUAUUGCUAUCAUUGGCUUCACGUUAAGGACCAAAGUACAGACUAAUUCACAUUUCACUUGAUUUUGGAGACCACCAACAGAUUCCCACCUGAAUCUCAACCGUUUCUUCCAAAGGAUUUCACUGGAGUGGAGUAUGAAAUGAAAUACGUGAUCUCUUCAUCAUAUCAAAAUACUGUGCGUACAGUAUGAAUAUUCAACAAAAGCAAGCGUCCACUGGAAUUAUAAUGCUAAGAU
Sinocyclocheilus rhinocerous is the source of this 2553-nucleotide messenger RNA. Its product is annotated as grainyhead-like protein 2 homolog. The record is from RefSeq and is a predicted model, not a curated record. Gene Ontology annotation, biological process: neural tube development; regulation of transcription by RNA polymerase II; brain development. The transcript is spliced from 16 exons. The coding region runs from base 278 to 2086 and encodes 602 amino acids. Gene Ontology annotation, molecular function: DNA-binding transcription activator activity, RNA polymerase II-specific; RNA polymerase II cis-regulatory region sequence-specific DNA binding. Gene Ontology annotation, cellular component: nucleus. NCBI's taxonomy places the organism in Eukaryota, Metazoa, Chordata, Actinopteri, Cypriniformes, Cyprinidae.